GGAAACGAAACGAAGAAAUUGAAUCAAAGCUGAGAACUUUCGUCGGUUUUAGGGUUUUGGAUCGCGUUCUCCGUCCGCGAUCUCCGAGAUGAGCUCCGCCGCCGUGCCGCAGAGGACCUCCAGAUCCGGCGCUGGCCGGCCGCAGUCUCUCUUCUACCGUGAUCUCGCCUCUCCGAUCUCCUUCAAUCGUUCCGGUGCCGGCGGAAGGUUGGCGACUCCUGGACAGGCCGCUGCCGCCUCUUCUCUAUGGCGCGAGAACUUCGCCGCUGAAUCGGAGCCACCUCCUCCCCCGGUCUUCACUUUGGAGGAUCGCGUCGACUUCUCACCAGAGCCCGUGCUCGCCGAGUCCCCUGCCACGCCCCGGACCCCCACACCGCCUCCGUCGGGAUCGCCUUUCAGGAGUCAGGCGGAGCCCAGUGGGUCGCCUGGGAAAACGGGCUGGUGGUCUUCGUUGAAGAGUGAUGGUGUUGAGAGGAGGCAAGGGUCACCGGUGGAUGGCGUGGUUCAGCCGGCUGCUGCCGGUGCGUUGCUUGCGCUGCCGCCGCCGCCACCGCCUCAGCCACAGGAGGUGGUGAGACCGGAUGUUGAGAUGAGUGAUGGGUUGCCGACUAGAGGGCUUGAUGAGGAAUGGAUCACUGUUUUUGGCUUUUCUCCUGUGGAUACAAACGUGGUCCUUCGUGAGUUUGAAAAAUGUGGUUUAAUAUUGAAACACAUUCCUGGUCCAAGGGGUUCAAAUUGGAUGCAUGUUUUAUAUCAGAGAGGAUACGACGCACAUAAGGCUCUUAAAAAGGACGGCAUACAAAUAAACAAUGUUCUCAUCGUCGGAGUGAAGCCCGUGGAUCCAGCAGAACGGCAUUCCCUGAAUGAAAAAUUGAAAAACAGCACCAAUGGAGGUUUCAAUAUUUUGAGGCCACCGCAGCCUGCAACCGGGAAAAGCUCCACUGUUCGAAGCCCAUUCACAGCUACUCCUCACCAUCGUUACCAACAAAACGGUAAUACCGUUUCCAUUGACAGCGGCCGACAAGCAAUGGGAGCCAUUGCUUUGCCAGCAAAGUCAGUUGUGUUAAAAGUCAUUGACUUGAUGUUCGGCAUCUGACCUUAUUUAUUCUCAAAAUCAACUCAGACCAACUGAAGACUUACAAAUCUCUUACACCAUCUCUAUUUAUACCGACUUCUGUAUCAUUUGUGUAUCAAUGUUUGAUGAGAAUUCUCAAAUUUGCACAGCAGGCUCAAAGUUAUUUCUUGUACUCUGUAACCAGGAUACCAACAAUGUAUGUUUUAGUCUAUUCUCUCAUAAUAAAUAGACUACCGCCACUU
Molecule: messenger RNA, 1317 nt
Organism: Dioscorea cayenensis subsp. rotundata (Guinea yam)
Lineage: Eukaryota; Viridiplantae; Streptophyta; Magnoliopsida; Dioscoreales; Dioscoreaceae
Product: nuclear pore complex protein NUP35-like
Exons: 3
Coding region: 89-1096 (335 amino acids)
Biological process (GO): regulation of DNA-templated transcription; nuclear pore organization; NLS-bearing protein import into nucleus
Cellular component (GO): nuclear pore nuclear basket; nuclear pore central transport channel; nuclear membrane
Molecular function (GO): single-stranded DNA binding; phospholipid binding; structural constituent of nuclear pore
Source: RefSeq, a predicted model, not a curated record